This is a messenger RNA of Dictyostelium purpureum, 4152 nucleotides long. RefSeq lists its product as uncharacterized. Gene Ontology annotation, cellular component: cytoplasm. The record is from RefSeq and is a predicted model, not a curated record. The transcript has 2 exons. The coding region runs from base 1 to 4152 and encodes 1383 amino acids. Gene Ontology annotation, molecular function: catalytic activity; 4 iron, 4 sulfur cluster binding. Lineage: Eukaryota; Evosea; Eumycetozoa; Dictyosteliales; Dictyosteliaceae. Gene Ontology annotation, biological process: porphyrin-containing compound biosynthetic process.
AUGUCAAGUGCACUCAGUCGGGAGUUAGAGGCGUUUUCAAGAAAAUACUACCAUACACAAGAGCACCAACAGAAUAGACCAAUUAAUUCAAUUUAUUUUGGUGGUGGAACACCUUCACUUGCAAAAAUCAGCACUUUUGUAGAGACCAUGGAAACAAUGAGAAAGAUGUUUCCAUCGCUCACAAUUGAAGAUAUAGAAAUUACAUUAGAGGUUAAUCCAGACCAAAAAGAUUUAAAAUCGAUGUUAAAAGACUUUAAACAGUUUGUAGGUGUUAAUCGUGUGUCAUUGGGUAUUCAGUCAUUUAUAGAUGAGGAUUUAAAAUAUUUAGGUAGAACUCAUACUGGAAAACAAGCUGCAGAGUCUUUAAAGAUAGCACAAGAGUUGUUUGAUAAUGUUACAUUCGAUUUAAUAUAUGCAAGACAUCAAAAGCAAACUAGAGAGUCCUGGAGAAACGAAUUAAAAGAUGCUUUAUACUUGACACAUGGUCAAGGUCAUAUUAGUUUGUAUUGCCUUACUUUCGAAGAAGGUACCAGUUUCCAUAAAAGAUUAAACAUGAAGAGAUCAAGUCGUCAUAAGAUCAAUGAAUUAGACCAUGAAACAGCUGGAGAUUUAUACGAAAUUACAUUAGAAGAAACCAAUAAACAUGGUUUCAAUCAAUAUGAAGUUAGUAACUUCACAUCAUCAGAAUCACAAAAGAGUAAACAUAAUUUAAAUUAUUGGAGAGGCGGUGACUAUAUUGGUAUUGGUCCUGGCUCAUCUUCAAGAAUAUCAAUCAUUAACGAAAACAAUAAUAAUAAUAAUAAUAAUAAUAAUAAUAAUAAUAAUAAUAAUAAUAAUAAUAAUAAUAAUAAUAAUAAUAAUAGUAGUUUAAUAAAUAGAUAUUCAACUAAAAAUAUAUUACACCCCAAAGAUUGGAUGAAAGAAUUAUUAGAUUCAUCAACUACCAAUAAUGAUGGAAUUAUCAAUAACCCAAAACCAAAAGAAAGCAUACUCAAAAAUGCAUUUUUGGAAAAUCAAUUAUUAUCAAAUACAGAUGUCGCCAAUGAAUUACUUUUAAUGGGAUUAAGGACAGAAGAAGGUGUUCAAAAUUCAACAUUCUCAUUAUUGACAAAUGGUUUAACUCUAGAUCAGUAUUUAAAUAUGAAACAGGUCAAUCUAUUAAUUGAACAAGAAUUAUUAAUUUUCGACAAUGAAAAAGGAAAUAGUGGUGGUAAUUCAAUUAUAGGUCUAACACCAGAUAGUAGUAGUCAAGAGGAUAGUUUGGGAUCUUCAGGGGUAAUACCAUCAAUAUUAUUGGAUUCAAUAACAACAACACAGCUAAAUUCAAAAUAUAAUGAUAGUGACAAUAAUAAUAAUAAUAAUAAUCAUAACAAUAGUAAUAAAAAUAAUAAUAUCUAUGUUAAUAAUAGUCGAUUCAAGUUUAUAAAUGUUCAAGUUUCAGAUUCAGUAUUGUCAAUUUCAACAAAAUAUAAUAUGUCAGAAAUAGAUUUAAUGAUAAUAAAUAGAUUAGAAAAUAAAAACUUAUAUCCAGGGCAAACAUUAAUAGUAUAUUCACAUUUUAAACAAGAUUUUGAUUAUUUUGAAAAUAGUAAUAGUAAUGACAAUAAUAAUAAUGACAAUAAUAAUAAUAAUAACAAUAAUAAUCCAACCCCAGAAGAAGAAAAAUUAAAAAAGUUUUUUAAUAAAGGAUUAAUUGAUAGUAAAGAUAGUAUGGCAUUGUUUGAAUGUGUCAACACUUAUCGUUCUCUACUACCUAGAUUAAGAGAGAAAUAUGAUAUUUCAAUGUACAGUAAAGAUAUUAAUACAUUAGAUGGCCACCAAAUUGAUGAUCUUUCAAAUUCAUAUUCAUCUUCAAAUUCAGCAAUAAAUAAAAUUAGAUCUUAUUUAGCUUCACAAUCACAAAAUAGUUAUUCCCCUUCUUCUAAUAGUAAUUCCUUAGUAAUACAUUUAAAUAAUACCUUUAAUAGUUACUUUAUUGAUAAUGUUUUAUUUAUUCAACAAACAAUACAACAUCAACAAUAUUACCAACCAAAUAAAAAUAAUAUUAGAUAUAAGACCAAUAUAAUUCUUGGAUCAAUCAAGAUCUCAAAUAAUAAUAUAUUUUUAUUUACACCUAAACCAGUUAAAUAUCAAGAUAAUAAACUAGAAGUUCUAUUUAAUAAUAUCUCAGGUUGGAAGCUCAGUAAAUAUGAUAAAGAUUCAAAUACUAUGGGAAUUAAUCAUGAUCAUCUAUCAAUAUUGUCAACAAAUUCAAUAUUGCUUUGUAUAUAUUUAAAAUCUUUUGUUCAAGAUUCCUAUAAAAAGAAUUUUAUAAUUGUAAAUAGUAAAAAAGAUUAUCAAUCACUUGAAUUUAUUGAAUCUCACCUCAAGAAUUCUUUUAAUUCGAUCGACCAAGUUCAUAAUGAAGACGAAAUACUAGUACCACAAAAUCAACCUUUCAAUUGGGAUAAACUAUUAUCACAACCAAUUUCAGAAAUGUUACUUUUAUCUUCACCAAAUAGUUUAAAUAAUAAUAACAAUAAUAAUAAUAAUAACAUACCAAUUUCACCAAUAAAAUCGUCAUUUGGGUUUAGUAAAAAUUUUGAUAAAUUAAUUUUAGAUCAAAAUAGUUCUACUUUAAAUUCAAAUGAUUCCUCACAAUUAAAUAAUAGUCAAAAUAAUAUAGUUUCAUCGCCACCAAAAGAAUCUUCAAUCAACACUAGUAAAUUAUUAUCACCAUUCAAUAGAAUUUCAGCAAUAGAUAGCGAAGUUUUUAAAUUUGAAAUAUUUUAUUUAUAUGACCAAUGCACAGCUGUAGAGGGUAUUUUAACAAUUUUACCAAAUAGAUUUAUUUUUCAAGCAAAUGUUAAUGACCCAAUAGUUAAAAAAGAAGGUUCUUUAAAAUUCCAAUUAGAUUAUACCAUGUCAGAUGUGUGCUACUGUAGUUUGGUACCAAAAACAAGUUUAAAUAAUUCAAAAGAUCAAUUACAAUUUAAUAUGGAUGAUGAACAAAAUAAUAAUAAUAAUAAUAAUAAUCAACAAAUAGAUCAACUUUAUAAUAAUGAUGAGCAAAAUAAUUUAAAAAAAUCUUCAAAUGAAAAAAAUCAUCUAUCCUGUGUACAUUUAUUGGUUGUUAAAAGAGAUAUUCUUUUUGAAUGUGAUUCUGAAGAUGCAAUUUCAAUUUACAACCAAGUCAAUAAAUAUACAGAGAGAAACAAUAAAAUUGUUCAAGAUAUUUCAGUAUCAAAAAAUUUAUAUUCAAAAUAUAGUAAUAGUAAUAAUAAUUCAACAACAACUUCACCAAUCUUAUCAAAAUCUCCACCUCAAAAUGUAUCUGUUCUUUCUUCUUCAUCAAAUACUCCAAUACAUCCACAACCAUCAUCACAACAACAGCAACAAAAUAAUUCAUUCUCUAGCAGAUUUUUAAAUUUUGGUUCAUCUAUGGGAGGGUUGUUUGAUUUAAAUAACAGUAAUACUAAUAACAAUGAUGGUGUGAUCAAUAUUUCAACAAAUUCAUUUGGCGAAAAUGGUUUCAAUUAUAACACAGAUGAUGAGUCAUUCGAUAUUAGAGAUUAUUUUUCGGAUUCAGAUGAUGAUACAGCUGUAGAUUUUGUUCCAACACUUUAUGGUGUAUCAUCACCAUCAUUUAUUACAGUUGAAGAUGCUAAGUGUUUAAUACCAUUUUUACCACUUAGCUAUCAACUAAAAGAUUGGUUUUUAUUAUAUAAAACAGUUCAUCAUGGUAUAUCAAUGAACACAUUUUACAGUAGAACCAGAGAUCAAGGCCCAUGUCUUAUUUUCAUUAAAGAUUCUAAAUCAAGAGUUUUUGGCGGUUUCGUUUCAGAUUCUAUCAGACCAUCUAAAAGCUACUAUGGUUCUGGAGAAUGCUUUGUUUUCCAUCUCAAGCCUGGAGAAUUUAAAUGCUAUCCCUGGUCAAAAAAGAAUGAAUGUUAUGUUCAAACCACUGAACAUUAUAUUUCGAUGGGUGGUGGUAGUGACGGAAAAUAUGCUAUUUGGCUAGAUAGUGAUUUCAAUAUCGGUGUAUCCAGCCCAUGUUUAACUUUUAAUAGUGAUUCAUUAUUAUCAGUUGAAAAUGAUAAAGAUUUAAAUAAUCAAGACUUUGUUUGUAUAGAAUUAGAAGUUUGGGGAUUGGAAAGAAAUGAUUUAUCGUAA